Marchantia polymorpha subsp. ruderalis is the source of this 1615-nucleotide messenger RNA. The record is from the annotation of a GenBank genome assembly. NCBI's taxonomy places the organism in Eukaryota, Viridiplantae, Streptophyta, Marchantiopsida, Marchantiales, Marchantiaceae.
GGGAUCAGGGCCUAGCAGUGAGGAGAGAGAGGAGGGAGGGGAGGGGAGGGGGUGGAGGUGAGCAGGGCGAGGAAGCGCAGGAAGGGCCAGGAAGGGCUGUGCCUUCUCUGGUCGCAACAAAGGCCGGACGCAGAAGGUGGAGCGGAACAGUGCCGAUUCCCAGCGCAUUAUUUUAGGAAGGGACUGGCGCACGGAAAGCUGAGGAAAGUGCUUUAGCGUGCGGGAUCAAAAUCUGCGGAGCUGGCGUGGUGGUAUCCACAGCGAUUGGCUACGGCGCAGGACAGGACGUCGUCGAGGAAGUGAGCUAAUAAAACUACAGGGGUUUGGAAUUGCCGGCGAACAAUGGACGCUCUACUAGGAGAACCACGCACUGUCCUCAUCGCGCUCGACCAAAGUCCGGGCGCAGAAUUCGCUUUCGACUGGGCGGUGAAGAACUAUUGCAAGGCAAACGAUAUCGUGCAUCUACUCUACGUGCGACGCACCAUAGAUGACAUCGGUCAAUGGCGACUUCCAGGCGACGUUGCUGCACGAGUAGAACAAGAAGCGGAGGCAGGAGCUGCUGCUCUUUUGCAAAAGUACAUCGAGCGUGCCAGUCAAGCCAAGUUAAUUUGCAGAGGCAGGACGGUAGUUGGAGACGAACGUGAAGAAAUCUGCAAGGAGGUCCUGUGGGUGUGUGCCGAUGUGCUCAUUGUCGGGAGCAGAGGCCUCAACUGCGUUACAAGUGUUGUGCGGAGGGUAUUGCUUGGCAGCGUUAGUGACUACUGCGCUCAAAACUCGGCGUGUCCAGUCAUUGUCGUCAAACCUUCGUCUGUAAACAAGGGUACCGAUGCCGGCUCCGUGGAUGCCAGCUGCGAGAUGCACAUCACUGGGCUCGAUACCAUGGAAGAUACGUAGUCCGGUCAUACAACUUCACAUGCUUCAUUCUUUCCCGUCAAGAGAGUAUAUUUUACAUAACAGUCGAUCCUUUAUCCCGCUAGGUCGUGCAAGAAGUCGCCCUCACAAUCUCUGUGUUAAAUCGUCACUCUUGCCUGUCCAGCUCUAUUAUUCUCAGUCAUGAAUGGGACAUCCCAUUUUCACCAUAAUCCUUACAGUCAUCUCUUAAAGAAGAUGAUUUACUCAGCUGAUUGAGGUCUCCAAAUCCUGACUGGCAGCAGCAAUUUUCUUGUCAAUGACUCAAUGACACAUCCAAAUGACAACCCCAAUCAACUGACUGGGGCGCCAUUGCCAGAUCCUUUCUCCCACCAACAAGACAAUGUUAUGUACACGAAAGCCGGUGCAGAAUUGGUUGACUGCAACUGUUUUCCUGAAGGAAUCAGGAAAUUGUUUCCAGGCUCCAUUACACAGCUUUUCUGAGCUAGAUGUAUAGCAAAGCAAUUGUUCUUCGUGGAGAAGCAUCACAGGUUAUUUAGGUUUGAUUCGACAGAUGUAUGCAGUAGGAACAAACUACGAUGCAACUUUAGAGCACUAGCAGAAUUUUGGAAUUUUCAAGUGUGCCGGUGAUGUGGUGGGCAAAUUCUCAGCUCUUAAGAUAUUUGUAUUACGAUGUACGGAGACAUCUGUGUACAAUAAGUGAAAGUAUAUGUUCUGGACAGACUUCCAUGAAAUAAUUUUCUCC